Molecule: messenger RNA, 1997 nt
Organism: Cicer arietinum (chickpea)
Lineage: Eukaryota; Viridiplantae; Streptophyta; Magnoliopsida; Fabales; Fabaceae
Product: tubulin alpha-5 chain-like
Biological process (GO): microtubule-based process
Cellular component (GO): microtubule
Molecular function (GO): GTP binding; structural constituent of cytoskeleton
Source: RefSeq, a predicted model, not a curated record
UAAGAUAGUUAGUUAAUGCAUAAUGAAGUUAGAUAUUUCAUGAAUGAAGAAGAAUACGUAUAUCUUGGUGUCCCUUUGAUGUGUUACGAGUCAUGACAUGAAAUAACAACAAACAAGACAAGGAUGUGUGCACCCACAGAAAAGUUAGAGAAGCAUGGUCCCUUCAACCUUACAUAAUACUUAUUAUCAAUUAACUAAACAUUUCUUCAUUAAUUAAACAUUUUUCAUCAACUGUUAAAUUAAUUAAAAGCAUGUAACCAUUUGACUUUUUUGGCCUUCCUUUCACUUAUUGAAAGUUUCUUUCAUCAUAUUAUAAACUUUAAGUAAAGAGAAACAUUAAAUAUCAAAAUUCUUUUUGGCAAAUUUCUCUCUCUUCUCUUUUGCACUUUCCUCUUCCUUGUGAUUUUCAUUUGCAGCAAAGAGAGAAGAUGAGAGAGAUAAUAAGCAUUCAUAUUGGACAAGCUGGAAUUCAAUUAGGGAAUUCAUGUUGGGAGCUAUAUUGCCUUGAACAUGGAAUUCAGCCUGAUGGCUUGAUGCCUAGUGAUACCUCACCUGGUGUAGCACGCGAUGCUUUCAACACCUUCUUCAGCGAGACCGGGUCCGGAAAGCACGUGCCAAGAGCCUUAUUUGUUGAUCUAGAACCUACGGUUAUUGAUGAAGUAAGAACUGGUACUUACAGACAACUUUUUCACCCUGAGCAAUUGAUUUCAGGCAAGGAAGAUGCUGCUAAUAAUUUUGCAAGGGGACACUAUACUGUUGGAAGAGAAAUCGUUGAACUAUGCAUCGAUCGUAUCAGAAAAUUAACCGACAGUUGCACUGGAUUACAAGGAUUUUUGGUUUUCAAUGCUGUUGGUGGUGGUACUGGUUCUGGUUUGGGAUCAUUGCUUUUGGAAAGAUUGUCUGUAGAUUAUGGCAAAAAGUCUAAACUUGGCUUUACCAUCUAUCCUUCUCCUCAGGUAUCUACUGCAGUUGUUGAACCUUACAACAGUGUUCUUUCCACACAUUCUCUUCUUGAGCACACUGAUGUGGUUGUACUUUUGGACAAUGAAGCAAUAUAUGAUAUAUGUAGAAAAUCGUUAGAUAUAGAAAGGCCAACAUACACCAACUUGAAUCGUUUGAUUUCUCAAACUAUCUCUUCCUUGACAACUUCGCUGAGAUUUGACGGCGCGAUUAACGUGGACAUCACUGAGUUCCAGACUAACCUGGUUCCAUAUCCUCGUAUCCAUUUCAUGCUUUCAUCUUACGCUCCUGUGAUAUCCUCUGCGAAGGCCUACCAUGAACAGAUAUCAGUUCCGGAGAUCACUAACGCGGUUUUCGAGCCAUCGAGUAUGAUGGCUAAGUGUGAUCCUAGACAUGGAAAGUACAUGGCGUGUUGUUUGAUGUAUCGUGGUGAUGUUGUGCCUAAAGAUGUAAAUGCAGCUGUUUCAAAUAUCAAAACUAAGAGAACAAUUCAGUUUGUUGACUGGUGUCCUACUGGUUUCAAGUGUGGUAUAAACUACCAGCCUCCAACAGUGGUACCAGGAGGCGAUCUAGCCAAGGUGAUGCGUGCAGUUUGCAUGAUAAGCAACAACACAGCUGUUGCUGAGGUUUUCUCUCGCAUCGAUCAUAAAUUCGAUCUCAUGUAUGCUAAGAGGGCAUUUGUACAUUGGUAUGUUGGUGAAGGAAUGGAAGAAGGUGAAUUUUCAGAAGCCAGAGAGGAUCUUGCUGCUCUUGAAAAAGACUAUGAAGAAGUUGGAGCAGAAGGUGAAGUUGGUGAUGAUGAUGACGCUGAUGAAUACUGAAAUCUAUCAUCAUCAGUUCUUCAUCAUUAGCUAUCUACAGCUCCCUUCUUUUUUCUGUCUUAUGUUAUCUCUGGCUGUGUAAUAAUGAAUAUAGUCCUUCUUCAUUAUUUUUUAGCAUCUUUCUGUUGUGUGCUAGAUUUGUCCUUGUGAAUGUUUCAAGUUAAAAAUGUUGAGACAAUUUUUUUCAUCGUGAAUUUUAUUGUUAUUUUUGAAUCA